This is a messenger RNA of Trachymyrmex cornetzi, 2748 nucleotides long. RefSeq names its product repressed by EFG1 protein 1. The transcript has 9 exons. Bases 1003 to 2613 code for a protein of 536 amino acids. Lineage: Eukaryota; Metazoa; Arthropoda; Insecta; Hymenoptera; Formicidae. The record is from RefSeq and is a predicted model, not a curated record. Gene Ontology annotation, cellular component: extracellular region.
GUUGACUGAAAGUUUUUGCGGAAACCUUUUAUAAUUUUAUUUUUCUUCGCAAUUCCAUCGAAUCUUGUUUAUUGUCGACCUUGAAGAUAUAAUAGCCGGAGAUUUUACGCAUUUAUAUGAGAUUCUAAGGCUCAUUGCGAAUAUGGAAAACAAAGAUGUUUUCAGGAUGUAAAGAAUCUUUAACGAGACCGCAGACAAUUGUCGAAGAAAUCGGAACCGAUUCAUCACAGUCACAUGAAUCCUUUUAUUUGCAAGUUAAACAAUUGAGAUAUACAGUAUAGUAAAGAUUUUGUACAGAUCAGUCGCUUUAGAAUUGGAACCACGAAGUGGAACCGUAACAACCGCGAUACAAAUCUAAGGCAAAAAGAAGGUGAAAGAGCUAUUGAAAAAGUAUGAGAAAGAAGUACAAAUAAACACGCUUGAACGAACAUCAGCCAACUAUAACGUCUCAUACAAACAGAAGCGCCACAAUUACCGUGACAUUGGCUACUGCUGUGAAAACUGUUUACGUAUAUCAAGCCAGUAUUGGUAUUAGGACACUUCACGAAUUCACGUCACGAUUCGAAGAAUCGUGACACGAAGAAUCACUGACCUCAGGAAGAGGCACGUUCCUCUCUUAUUUUUAGUUCCGGAUUCAAUGAUAAAUUGUGAUUUGUAUCAAAAGAUUCACACACCGUAUGUAUCUGCUGAGUCAGGAUAAUGCCGUCUAUGUCAAAAUUUCUAAAUUUCUUUUCCAUAAGAUAUCAUGAAAAUAACUUCGAGUCAACUUGAGGAGCAUUACGUGCAUGUGCUACAAAGUGCAAUUUAAAGGGUGCAAGCUCGAAGACGUGACUGUAGCGACAUUUGCGAAGUAUCGAUCGACCUGCAUCUUGAAGAGGAUGCUCCCUUCGGUCUUGUAGGAGCGAAAUUCUCGUUGUAGUCACGUGGAAAGCAACGAUAGACGCAGCGAGGAGAGAAACGAGGAGAGAGAUAUUUUCCAACGAGGGACAUCACGUCGCCGUCAUGGAAAAUCGAUUCGCCGCCACCGACCACCCCGCCACAACCACCCGCCGCAGUGCAAUGACCUCCAAACCGGGAAGAUCCUAUAGCGUGAGGUCUCCGCGAAUCGGAGGUCCUCUUUCGCAAUCGCUGGCUAUGAUCCCUCCAACCAUGCACGGGCAUGAGUUCAAUCAACCCUUGUCGAGGGUGGUCAUGGUCCGUAAAACGGAUCAAAGGACAUUUAGUAAAGGAAGACGAGGUGGUGAACCACUUCUGGAAACUGUUACCAGGGAAACUGUCGAACUCUUUAACGGCGGUCGAGCCGAAAGGAAGUAUACCUCCGAAACAAGGGAUAUCGUUACACCAAAGUCUAGCAGUAUGCCAUCGCUCAACGUGCACGGAACGAAAAAGAAGGUGGUCGGUUUUGUCGAUCAAGUGUCGCCCGACAGGUCGAGGACAGAUUCAGUAAGAUCGAAGUCUCCGUUGACAGCGUCGCCAGCAUCGCCGGGUCCUUUGUCGAAUUCCUUGCAUGGUAGUUUCCAUGGCAGUCUAGGAAGUGAUGGCAUGUCUUGUAGCAGUGCUAGGUCCUCUUCAGCAUCUCCCGAUUCUGCGAGAUAUUCGUCCUCACAGAUAACAAAGAUUGACACACGUAAACCGUCUGUACGCAGAUCGGGACCUCCGAAGGAAUUUAUUAACGUCUGCCUCGACACGCAUAAUUUCUACCGAUCGCGGCAUGGAGUACCGCCGUUACGACUAAGCAAGCAGCUGUGCAAGACAAGUCAAGACUGGGCUAAUAUAUUGGCCGCUAAAGGUAGAUUAGAACAUAGAGCGAAUAUUGACUACGGAGAGAAUCUCUAUUGUAUGUGGAGCUCCAAUCCAAAGACAGUUGUUGGUGGCGAAGAGCCGGUGAAUGAAUGGUAUGCUGAAGAAACUCAGCAUCAAUAUGGAAAAGAGCCUACAACAUUGAAGACUGGUCACUUCACACAAGUGAUCUGGAGGGACAGUACUGAGUUAGGGGUGGGAAUGGCUAGAAAUCGAAAUGGUGAAGUCUAUGUUGUGUGUAAUUACAAUCCUGCUGGGAAUUUCUUAGGCAGUUUCACGGAGAAUGUCCUUCCACCCGUGGACGCAGGUCCUACGAAACGAAUUAAUUUUACCGACCUAAAACAACAUUAUAUAGACGAGCAAAUGUGGCAGCAAGAGGCCUUACUGGUUCACAAUGAAUAUCGAAGAAAGCAUCGUGUACCGGAUUUAAGAUUAAGUCCGGAAUUAACAGCAGCUGCCAAGGCCUGGGCAAACACGUUGCUAAACACAAAUAAACUUGUACCUCAAUCGUCAUCUCCGUAUGGCGAAAAUAUUUAUUCAAUGCAGUGUUCUGAUCCUAAACUGAUCGUUUCCGCACGUGAAGUCAUUUCAAAGUGGUAUUCCGAGAAGAAAGAACAUAAAUUUGGUAUCGAGCCAAAAGUUCUUAACACAUGCCAUUUUACGCAAAUUGUCUGGAAAAAUACGACUGAAAUGGGUAUUGCAAUGGCCAAACGAGAUGGUUCAUGUGUUGUAGUGGCAUGUUACCAUCCAAGAGGUAAUAUAGUAGGACAGUUCACUGAAAAUGUACUGAAGCCUAUAAAAAGUGUCUGUUAGCUGGACUCAUUUCUGUCGAUAAUGUAUUUAAACCUUGUAUUUAUGUAUUGUGCAGAUGAACGAUGUUACGCAUAAUAUAUAUAUGUAAUGUAUAUAGGAUACUUGUGCAUAAAUACCUAUAAUAAACAUUCCACA